AUGGUGCAUAUUCGUUCUCUGCUAGCCCUUGCGGCGCUUGAGGCCUUCUCGACCGCAGCCCCUACUUCUUCUCCCACUGUUGUUCGAGCAUCGACAGGCUACUAUCAAGGCCAGAUCGACGCGAACUUCACCAAUGUGCGAGAAUUCCUGAGUGUACCAUUUGGUCAAACCACAGCCGGCUCCAAUCGAUGGAUGCCACCAAAGGCUGUGCCUAUGUCCAGUAACACCUUCAAUGCUACUGCAUAUCCGCCAGCUUGCCCACAAUACGUCUCUGCUAUCCCUACGAUCUGGAACCAGCAGAUCCCGCAGUACUUGCAAUACUGGGGUAAUGCCAACAACUCUGCUGGAGAGUCGGCAGUAUUCGCCUCUGAAGACUGCUUAAAGCUUGCGAUCUGGACGCCGGCAAAUGCUACUGCUGGCUCGAACCUACCGGUGGCUUUGUUUUGGACUGGCGGUGGCUUCCAGACCAAUGGUAUCUUGGUACCUGGUCAACUUCCUCAGCGAUGGGUCUCGCUAUCUCAGAGCCACAUUGUCGUCACGAUCAAUUACCGCAUGAAUAUUAUGGGUUUCCCGAACGCAGCAGGUCUGUACGACCAGAACCUAGGCCUGCUUGACCAGCGUUUGUCACUGGAGUGGGUCAGAGAUAACAUCCCGUACUUUGGUGGUGACGCAUCGAAGAUCAUGAUUUGGGGCCAAAGUGCAGGCGCCGCAUCGGUCGACUACCACAACUACGCUUUCUGGGAUGACCCGAUCGCUCAUGGCAUCUUUGCCGAGUCCGGUAACGCUAUUAUGGGUUCUCCAUGGCGCGAUAACAGCAAUUUCACCUUCGUUGCCCAAAACCUCGGCUGCAACUAUUCAAACAAUGCUUCGCAAGAACUCGCUUGCAUGCAACAGGUCGACUACAACAAGAUUAUCAAUUUCAUGGGCCAAUAUCAAGACAACUCGACCUUGGUCAACCCAAAGCAGCCAAGUAUCACCUUCAGCACUGUCGCAGAUGAGCGAGUAGUCUUCCACAACAACACCGUCCGGUACGAAGAAGGCUUCGUCAGCAAGAUCCCCAUCAUAUACUCCAGCGUAGCGAAUGAAGGUGGAAGCCUCCAACCCUAUCCAGUGAACAACCCAUACAACGGCACCAACCAAUCCCUCGCCAAUUCCAUCACAGAAUCCCUCAGUCUCUGCACAGGCGCCACCUCCACCCAACUCCGCCACAGCAUCGGCCUCCCCACCUUCCGCUACCAAUACGCCGGCAAUUGGUCCAACCAAGACCCUCUGCCCUGGAUGGGAGCCUUCCACAGCUCCGAUCUCGUCAUGCUAUUCGGCGCUUACACCGACGGUGAAGGUCCCUGCUGCGAGCCGCUGGAGGCCGAGACGAGUAAGACGAUGGGUGAGUAUAUCCUGGCUUUCAUGCGGGAUCCGUGGAAUGGGCCGCAGACGAAGGGAUGGUAUCCUAUGGAUCCUACGGCGGAUAACGGAGGGACGAUGUUGAGGUUUGGGGCUGAUGGGAAGGCGGUGCAGAAUGUUACGGGCUAUGAGGUCGAGGGGGUGUGCUUUGGGACGAACACGUAUAACCCUUUCCCGUAG
This is a messenger RNA of Recurvomyces mirabilis, 1581 nucleotides long. RefSeq lists its product as uncharacterized. The record is from RefSeq and is a predicted model, not a curated record. The transcript has 2 exons. Bases 1 to 1581 code for a protein of 526 amino acids. Lineage: Eukaryota; Fungi; Ascomycota; Dothideomycetes; Mycosphaerellales; Teratosphaeriaceae.